Hemibagrus wyckioides is the source of this 14883-nucleotide messenger RNA. It is a transcript of the gene bsnb, whose product is annotated as bassoon (presynaptic cytomatrix protein) b. The record is from RefSeq and is a predicted model, not a curated record. The transcript has 12 exons. The coding region runs from base 301 to 11556 and encodes 3751 amino acids. Lineage: Eukaryota; Metazoa; Chordata; Actinopteri; Siluriformes; Bagridae. Gene Ontology annotation, biological process: protein localization to synapse; presynaptic active zone assembly. Gene Ontology annotation, molecular function: metal ion binding; structural constituent of presynaptic active zone. Gene Ontology annotation, cellular component: GABA-ergic synapse; glutamatergic synapse; axon.
UCCCGUGCUCCGCCGUUCUGCUCGCUCGUCGCCGGAUCGUCGGGUUGUGGUGGUGGUGGUGGUGGUGGUGAUGAUGAGGAUGAUGAUGAUGAUGAUGAUGAUGAUGAUGGCGGAAGCGGAGCUGCGCUGACUCUCGCGCUCUCUCGCUCUCUUUCUCUCUUUCUCUUUCCUUUAAUUUAUUCUCGUUGUUCGUCCGUCGGUGAAAAACCGUCGACCGAACGGGCCGCGCCGUGUGUGUGUGUCUCUCUCGCGCUCUCUCUCUGUCUGUCUCUCUGUCUGUCUCUCACUCCGUGUCGGUAAAUGGGGAACGAGGCGAGCCUCGAGGGAGAGGCGGGCCAGCCGGGAGCCGCUUCCGCUUCAGCACCGCCGCGCGCUGGACAGCUCAGCGAGCCGAGCACCGGAGCGCGCGCAGCACCCGGGCCGGGACCGGACAGUAUACAAGGCAAACCCCCCCCCACAGACCCCAGUAAUGGGCCCAAACCAGGGGGGUCGGGUGGUGGCGUCCUGGAUCAGAGCCACUCCCCCCGUAAGAGCCCUCAGGGGGAUGCUGGUGGCCCGAAAUCGCCUUACUCUUUGCCGCAGAUUGCCCCUAUGCCCAGCAGUAAGCUGUGUCCAGUGUGUAAGACAGCCGACCUGACGGGCGUGACAGACGGACAGCCCAACUGCAACACGUGUACACAGUGUCGCACCACCGUGUGUAACCAGUGCGGCUUCAACCCCAACCCACACCUCACAGAGGUGCAGGAAUGGCUGUGUCUGAACUGCCAGAUGCAAAGGGCAUUAGGAAUGGACAUGGACACCCCAAGGUCCAAGAGUCAGCAGCAGAUCCAUUCUCCACAGCAGCCCACCAAAGCCCAGCCCCGGACGGCACCCCAGACUCCAUCUUCAACCCAACCCAAACCUUUCCCGGCAUCCCAGAAUGAACUAAAAGCUCAAUCUCAACCAUCCACCCCCCUGAAAACCCAAACCCAGGCAAAACCUCCAUCCCAAACGACUCCAUCAGCCCAGUCCCAAGCAAAACCUCAACCCCAGAUGACUCCACCAGCCCAAACCCAGGCAAAACCUCAACCCCAGACUAUUCAAUCAGCCCAAACCCAGGCGAAACCUCAACCCCAGACUAUUCCAUCAGCCCAAACCCAGGCGAAACCUCAACCCCAGACUACUCCAUCAGCCCAAACCCAGGCAAAACCUCAACCCCAGACUACUCCAUCCACCCAGUCCCAAGUGAAACCUCAACCCCAGACUACUCCAUCAACCCAAACCCAGGCAAAACCUCAAUCCCAGACUAUUCCAUCAGCCCAAACCCAGGCAAAACCUCAAUCCCAACCUCCAACACCUUCGCAGACUCAGCCCAAAUUCCCAUCCACCCCUCAAACUCAACGAAAAUCUCAAUCCCAGCCUGCGACUCCAACCAAAUCUCUGCCGAAUCCUUCAACGUCGGAUCAGCCGUUUGGCAAGCUCUUCGGAUUUGGCGCGUCUCUUCUGAACCAGGCCAGCAGUCUGAUAUCGGUCGACCAGCCGCAACCUCAGUCUCAGCCUCAGACACCUCAGAAGACUCUGACAGCAGCCCCAAAACCUGGAUCCCAACCUGGGACACCAUCACAGCAGCAGAAGAGUAAACCAAAAGUAUGCUGCCCGCUGUGCAAGACCGAGCUAAACGUCGGCGUGCCUACAGAACCUCCCAAUUACAACCACUGCACCCAGUGCCAUGCCCAGGUGUGCAACAUGUGUGGCUUCAACCCCACACCGCAUCUCACUGAGAAGAAAGAAUGGCUCUGCUUGACAUGCCAGACACAGAGAGCCAUUUCAGGGGAUUUAGGGGAUGGCCCAUCUCCUGUUACUCAGCAGACAGGAUCUCCCCGAGUGCCGGGUCCGACCACUCAACAGCAGGCCCAACUAAGGCCACCCAGUCAGCAAGCAGGGGUGAGGCAUGCCGGUCCUCAGCAGCAAAAAACACCUGGUGCCCAAGUAAGUGGUCCUCCCCCUUCUACCAAACAAGGAACAUCACAGAGCAAGGGUCCCGCUCAAGUGUCUCCUGCCAAGACAGCCCCUACCCAACCUGCAAGCAAAAGCAAAGCAGAGACUCGCAAACAAGAGCAAGGCAUUAGCAAGAAACAGGCAGUGUCCAAAACUGAGAAAGAAGGUGACUUGAAAGUGUUCCAUAAAAAAGGAACACAGGAAGCAAAAGACCAGAAGAAAAGUAGUGACUUGCAGAAAUCUAAACAUCAUGACGAUUCGAACAAGUCCAGUACGCAAAGUCUGAGCGACACGGGCUACUCCUCUGAUGGCAUAUCCGGCUCCCAGAGUGAGAUCACUGGCCUCAUCCGAGAGGAGGGACUUAAACUCAGCGAGGGAGGCUUGUCUACCCAACGCAGUCCUCCCAGCCCUUCUGAAAUAAAAAAACUUGAGAGUUCCAUGCGACCUCUGUUGCAGUCAGAGACGGCCACUGAUGCCGAUAAGCAGAGACCGCAUUCGCUGACCAUAACACAAGACCAAUUUGAUUCCGAUGGGGAAGUAUCCGAUGACCUCAGUUGCAAAUUGCGUCAUGACUAUGUGGAAGAUAGCAGUGAAAGUGGCCUUUCUCCUUUACCAACCAGACAGAAGUUGCAGAAGGAUCUAACAGAUGAGGAGUUAAUGAGAAGACAGAUUUUGGAAAUGAGUGCAGAUGAGGAAGAAAUGGUAGAGACUGAAGGUCAUGUGAAAAUAAAAAAGAGUCAUAAACACAGUGGGGAUCUUGGGAAAGAGAGACGACGCCUUACACAGCAAUCUAACAGUUUUGAGGAUGACACCAAAAGUAAUGAUGGUACAUACAAGUCCAGUGACGGGGAUGAUCUGAUGGGUUCACAAGGAGGCCUAAGGCGAUUUAAGACAAUAGAACUGAACAACACUAACAGCUAUAAUCGUGAUUUGGAACUUAACACAGAGCAUGACCUUCGAGAACCUGAACUUGAGAUGGAAAGCCUGACCGGAUCACCUGAAGAAAGGUCAAGGGGAGAGUAUUCCUCAACCCUUCCUGCUACUACACCUAGCUAUACAUCUGGCACCUCUCCCACCUCUGUGUCUUCAUUGGAGGAUGACAGUGAUAGUAGUCCCAGCAGAAGGCAAAGGCUCGAGGAGGUUAAGCAGCAGAGGAAAGCAAGGCAUCGUUCCCAUGGCCCACUCUUACCAACAAUUGAGGACUCAUCUGAAGAAGAUGAACUGAGGGAAGAGGAAGAACUCUUAAGAGAACAAGAGAAGAUGAGAGACUUGGAACAGCAAAGGAUUCGCAGCACAGCCAGGAAAACAAAACGAGACAAAGAGGAACUCAGGGCACAGAGACGCAGAGAGAGGUCAAAGACUCCCCCGAGCAACCUGUCACCAAUCGAGGAUGCUUCUCCAACAGAGGAGCUUCGACAAGCAGCUGAAAUGGAAGAACUUCACAGAUCAUCCUGUUCAGAAUACUCUCCCUCUAUGGACUCAGAGGCAGAAGGAUUUGAAGUAGGCUCUAAACUUUACAGGUCUGGCAGUGAGUACAAUCUUCCAACUUUUAUGUCUCUAUAUUCACCUACAGAAAAAACAUCUGCUGUAUCACCACCUGCUGUAAACAAAUCAUUAAAAAGCGCUGAGGAGGUUUAUGAGGAAAUGAUGAGAAAGGCAGAGAUGAUGCAAAAACAGCAGGGACAACCGGGAAGACAAGGUCAGCAAGGGACCGGCCAUUUAGCAAAUAAUCAGCACUUAAGAACAGGGUCAACGUCUUUGAGUCCAGGCACAAGCCCCACACAGAUGUCAGCACCUGUAUCAUUUUCUGAAAGUGGCACUACUGGAAGAGGGACAGCCAGGGUUAAUGAGACACAACAAAGUCAGGGCAGCAUACCUAUUCAAACCUCUAAAAUUGCACAGUCUCAGCCACAAGUGCGUCAGUACUCUCCUUUAAAGGCUUCCAGUCCACCUACAUCCCCCUCUUCCUCUCCUACACAAAGUCCCACUCAUGCAAAAGCUCAUGGUCACACAUCAUCUGUACCAUCUACUCCCCAAGGCUCCCACAUUCCUCAAAGAACUGGAGCCCCUCGCCUUGCGAGACAACAGUCCUCCCAAGAUACCCCAGUCAUGGUGAUCACACUGGGAUCAGGCACAAGUACUCAGCCCCAAAAACCAAUAACUGUAAAUUCUUCUACAUCCCCUCUCUCUUCUCCAACAAGUUGCCAGCAACAGCCGAUUUAUCGGACACAGUCUCCAGUAACAAGUUCUCCUACAUCACCACAAAAGUCUCAGCUUACUUAUCAGAGGGGACAUGCAGCUGAAAGGGUCACUACUGGGUCAAGCACUCUUUCCUCUGCAGGUUCUCAAAGCCAUAGAUCUGAAAACAUAUCAUUGUGUAAAAUAUCCAGUGUUCCAGGAACUUGUAAGGUUAUUGAGCAAGGAACAGUGACCCAGAGUGGAAAUGUAGUUGAUCUUAGAGCAAUGAAGCCUGCUCCAAUUAUCAUGACGGACCAUGGCAUGGAUCUAACAUCUUUGGCAUCUGACACACGAAGGUACUCAGUUGAUGCAGACCAACCCCCAAGUCGGCAUACAGCAGUACAACCUCUAAUUAUGAACCUAAAUGCACAGGCGCAACCUUAUGUGACAACAUCCACACAAACAACAGUUAGUGUUACUGUGGCAGCCUCUAUGUUCUCUUCACAGCCUAAACACCCAAUGGUUUAUGGAGACCCCCUGCAGAAUCGAGUUGACUUUGGUCAAGGUGCCGGAUCAGCUGUUUGUCUUUCUCAACCAAGGCCACCAAUAACAGACCCAACAAUUCCAAAGAUAGAUGCAUGUCUAGAAGAUCUUGGUAUCCAACAACAGCAGCUUCAAAAGCAACAACAGAAGCUCCAACAGCAACAAGAGCUCCUUGAACAACAGCUCCAACAGCACCAACAAAAUGCAGCUUCUUUUGCUCGAUACAACUUAGCAAACCAAGUGCAACCGAUAUUGUUAAAGAAAGACUUAGUGGUAUGCCAGACCAGUGGUGGAAGCACUCAAACAGUGGUUAGUGCCAUUCCCAAAGUAUCCCCACUUCCACCUCAGCCCUUAACAAGUGCUGUGUCUCCUACCCCUACUAUUGGCCAUGACAUAUAUGGUGGGGUUGCUCUGGAAUUAAAAAAUAAGCCCACUGUAUCUAACCUCUCAACAGGAAAGCCCCAUGUACUGAUGGUGCAGUUAGAUGAUAGUGGUUCAUCACAAGGGGGUACAGUUACCCAUAUAGUUAAAAGGGAAGAGCCACCUCAAGCACAAGAUGUUCUUGAUCUCACUGGACAGAUCAAGUCAGAGAACCAAGUGGCCUGCUGUGAUGUUGUCUACCAGUUGCCCUUUGGUGGUAGCUGUUCAGGUCCUUUUGCUCAGAGAGGCAAAACAACAAUUUCAGAGCCAAAUCCUUCUGCCGAGCCUACCCCCGCCCCUCAUCAGCAAACUCAGGCAGAAAAAGAUGGUUACCAGCCAGUAAAUGUGCAAGGGGUAUCAGAGGAGCAUAAACCUUAUACCAUGGCUCCACCUGGACGACUUCAACCAUCAAUGUCAGACACAAAUCUUGCAGAAUCAGGACUUCAAUACUAUCAGAGGACAGAUCCUGGGGAUCUAGCUGUGGAUUUAAGCUCUAUGAAACAAGCAUAUGAAGCAGGAUAUCUUGGAAUGGGUGCCCAAUAUGGAUCCUACACUGAUUUGCGUCAUCAAGGAGAUGUUUCAACCCCACCAUUACCUCUGCGUAGAUAUGGCUCGAUGUCCAAUAUCAGUGGAGACUUUGGAUAUCCUUCUCGUGACCUGACAGCCACUCAAGAACCAAAUCUUGCACAGUACAGUGCCACCACUGCCAGAGAAAUUAGCAGAAUGUGUGCUGCUCUUAACUCAAUGGAUCAGUUUGGAAAUCGUUAUACGAACAGCCCCGAUCUUCUUCAGUUUGGUGUUGGAAGAGGAGGACCAAUAGGAAGGCUUGGCCUUCAACAAGGUCUAACAUCUCUCAGAGCAAACCUCCUUUAUGGCCCAGAUGGGAGGCCCACGGCACAUGGACAAGCACUUACAAAUCUAAUCAAUGCUAGACAGGCUAGCCUGCGGGCCUUAUAUCCUCCUGCCUUGAGGACUGCUGAUGGCAUGAUAUACUCUACUAUAAACACUCCAAUAGCAUCCACCUUACCAAUCACAACCCAACCUGCCCCUGUAUUAAAUUCUAUGCUAAGAGGAGUCUACAGGCCUUAUCCUCCAGCCAGCGUGACAGCUGUACCUCUAUCUAGCCUUAGUAGAUUGCCUCAUGUCACUCCAAGGAUGCCUCUCUCUGCACAGGGACCUUACAGGUACCCUGCUCCAACCCAUUUCCCAGCAUCUGCCUCAGACUCUAUUUCAGGGAGUGUACCAACUACAAGUACCUCCCAAGAAACACCUGUCUAUCUCGGUAAGCCUACAGUACCUGUGUCAAUUUCAUCAACUACAACAUUACCGUCUGCAUCUAGACCAACUGUUCAAACUAGUGCUGUACCAGCCCAAUCAACUAUUUUAAACCAACAGACAUCUCAGGGUCAUAUCCCAGUAGAUGCUACGACAGUGUUUCCUCCCUCUCAAAGUCAAAUUCCACAGUCAAUUCAGCAGCAAAUACAGGCACAAGCCCAGUCUCAAUCAUUGACCAAAAGUAUAGAUUUGUCCUUCACUCAAGGCCUGUCACUUUCUCAGACACAGGCUCACACAUCAGUGCCACAAUCACAGCCACAUGCAGCUACUAGAGUAUUGCCAGAUACAGCAGUUAGUGGUAUCAUUAACACAACAACAGAUGAAAAAGAGAAAGAGGAAGAGCGUUUGCGCCAACAACAAGAGCAGCUCCUGCAAAUGGAGAGAGAGCGCAUUGAGUUAGAGAAGUUUCGUCAGUUGCGGCUUCAUGAAGAGCUGGAGAGGGAUCGCCUUGAGCUACAGAGGCACAGGGAGAAAGAACAACUUCUUGUGCAGCGUGAGAUCCAAGAACUGCACAGCAUCAAGCAGCAGGUCCUCCAGCAACAGCAGGUUGAAAGAGAAACUCAGUUGGUAAUGCAGAGAGAGCAGCUGGCCCAGCAGCGGAUGCAACUAGACCAAAUUCAGGCUCUGCAACAGCAACUCCAGCUGCAGCUUGAAGAGCAGAAGAGGCAAAAGACAGCAGCAGUUGAAGCAGCAGCAGCAGUGGCAGCAGCAGAGGCAGCUGCUGCAACUGCAGCUGCUGCAGCAGCAGCCACAACUGCUCAAGGUGCCAUUAAUGGAAUGGUGGUUGGUGGAGCCCCUCAAGCAAUCUCCAUCAUCUGUGAUCAGAGUGGUAGGGUUAUUCCGCAAGAUGGCCAGAGCUUGCAGUUUUUACCUUGCAUGGAUGGGCAGAUGGUUCAAGCACUUGUGUCCACAAGACCUAUGCCCAGCUCAGCUUCUGAAAUGUCCCUGAGGAACAGUGAUGAUCAGGGAAGUAGCCAUGCUAUAAAGAAACAGAAUUCAAUGCCUCGCUUGAGAAAUGGUACAGAGGAGGAACCUGUGAAAAGGAUUGCAGACAGCAGUGUCCAAACCGAUGACGAAGAUGCAGAGGAUCGGUUUAUGUCACGGCGCAGAAGAACCAGGCGUAUUGCUGACUGCAGUGUUCAGACAGAUGAGGAGGACCAGGGGGAGUGGGACAGCCAGCCAGUGCGACGACGACGUUCAAGGUACUCCAAACAUUCUGAAUCGAGUGCAGAAAAUAAAAGUGAUACAUCUAAAGUGACAUCCAGCAUAGCUAUCCAGACAACCAGUGACUCUUCUUGUCAAACUGAAUCAGAUCAGCUGGGCAGAGUCUCACCAGCCAUUCACAUCACAAUGGCUGAGACAUCAAAAGUUGAACUGCUCCACUACAUUUCUGCACCAGAGAGGACACACAAGGGUGAGAGUUUAGCCUGCCAGACUGACCCAGAAGCACAGUCUCAAGGUGUGGUUGCUCCUCAGCUCAAUGUUCCAACCACAGUUAGCCCUUACUCCACUAGUUUACAGGUAGUUGGUGCCACACCAGCCAAGUUUGAAAGAAGGAAACCAGACCCACUAGACAUUGGGCUGCAAACACAGCAACCAACUGAUGCACGUCCACCCAAAUCCCCACACGUGUUAUACUCCCCUGUGUCUCCCCUGUCCCCCCAUCGUAUGCUGGAGACAACCUUUGCCUCUAGUGAAAAGCUUAACAGGGCACAUGUCACACCCCAGCAGAAGGCCUUCACUACUGAAUCACCCAAGAGGCAUCAAACAAUUCCAAGGCCUAUAAAAAGUGUUCAGCGCUCCAUGUCAGAUCCCAAACCCCUAAGCCCAACUUCAGAGGAUCCAUCAAAGACCAAAUUCUCGCUGUACCAGAGUCAAAACUCUUCAGGCAGCCAGCUACAGAACUCAAUGAUGAGGAAAGUGAAACGGACCCUCCCCAGUCCCCCUCCAGAUGAGACACCGCUCCCCAUUGUAACCCCUGCAAUGACCCACAUGUACACUGCCCCUGGAAUGCCCCAGAGAGUAUUGCCCCGUCCAGCACAAGGUGUCACCAAGGCGGGUCUUUUGAGUGAGCUAAAAGCUGUCGAACAAGAGUCUUCCAAGCUACGUAAACAGCAAGCAGAACUUGAGGAAGAAGAAAAAGAGAUUGAUGCUAAACUACGCUGUUUGGAACUAGGCAUUACCCAGCGCAAAGAAACCAUGGUAAAAGAACGAGAGAGGAGAGAGCUGGCCUACCUGCGUGGCAUAGGGGAUGCACGGGACUACAUGUCAGACAGUGAACUCAAUAAUCUUAGAUUAACAGGAAUACCAACAGGAACCUAUGAAGUGAAUGGAAUGUUGUCAAGACCAAGCACAGCACCUCUUAGCCAGUUUACUUCAGACCCGAAUGUGACUUCUCAGUAUCCACCCACCUCCUCUUAUGUCCCAUAUCCAUUUCCACAGAGCCAACCCGCACCAACACAGCAACCGACUGCAGCCUAUCAGCAAAUUGGAUUUCAAGCACCACAGUAUCCAGUACCAUCCCAGCCUCAGCCAGGCACCUUUCAGCCACACCCUCCUCAACCCUCAUCCUAUCAAACACAAGGGCCCUACCAGAGUCAUGCAUAUGCCCAGUCAUAUCAACCAGAUCUAGGCCUGCAGCAGCCCAGCCACCAGAGCUUUCCGCCUCCUGCAGCUCAUUUACCUGGACAGACAUUACCAUAUCCUGGCCAAAGUAUGCCUUUCCAGCCCCAAGGUGAUAUCCUUUCAGGUCAUCAGCUGCCACGACAUACAUCACUGGCCGAUCUUGAACAGAAAUUGCCAACCAAUUACGAAAUUAUUACUAAUCCUGCAGUGUCUGUAGCCACCUCAGCUCAGGAAACUGGCUUCAGUGGUGCCUAUUCUUCACCCCUGACAAAUGCUUAUGGGCCAUAUCGCACCCCUGACCAAACUAUGGCAGACCACAUACCAAGUCCUACAUCUGGGUAUGGUACAGAUGGUCUUUAUACAACAAAUUUAGAACAAAAUAUACCCAGAAACUAUGUAAUGAUAGAUGAUAUAAGUGAACUGACAAAGGAGAACAUGGGAUCAUCUGAUGCUUCAAGGACAGGCUAUGGAGGUGAGAAUGGUCCGCGUGGGAUAGGUUAUGGAGACGGGUCUGAAGAUCUAUAUGGAAGACCAGGCAGCACCACCAGUUACCAUCAUCAGGGUGCUGUGGACAGCCAUGGCCGUCCUAGCACAACUGCGAGUGGUGGAUCUUCCUAUUACUAUGAUGAUUAUAAGCAUUCAUCUCGCAGUAGCUCUGGAAUGGGCAGCCAGAAGCAUUCCUCUAAGAACUUGGCACCAGCUGCGGUGUCCUCCAAGCGUAGUAAGCACAGAAAGCAAGGCAUGGAGCAGAAGAUUUCCAAAUUCUCCCCAAUUGAAGAGGCACGAGAUGUAGAAUCUGACUUGGCCUCUUACACAAUGACAACACCAUCAGGUGGAAGCUGUACCAUGGUUUCUAGAUCGGGGGUAAAAAAGAAUGUCUACGAUCAACAGAAGUACUAUGGCUCAAGAGAAGGUUUGGAUGAAGAUGAUCGUCUGUACAGUUCUGGAAGGUCAAGGUCCACAGGCUAUGGCAUGGAUAAGAUCUCCUCCAGAGACUCAGGAGGAUACAGAAGUAAGUCGUAUGAAAGAGAUGCUAUGGAGCGAUCUCAGAGGGGUACCCAUAGCCGCUGUGGACGUACUGCCAUGCGCACUCAGAACUCAGAGGAAGAGAGUCCACUGAGCCCAGUAGGGAAACCUGUGGGUAUGGGACGUGUCUCAGACCCACAUGAUGUUAGAAACCAGUAUGGCUCCAGCCAUUCACUUCCUGAUGUUCAGGAUCAUCACAUAAGGGAUAUACCUAAGAGCCAUGCCUACAAGCCAGAUGACCCAUACGUAGUGGAUGAUAUGCACUGUGCUGUUUCAGAUAGCGAAGCAUAUCAUUUAGGACAGGAGGAAACAGACUGGUUUGAGAAACCACGGGAGGCCACUUCCGAUCGUUCCAGACAUCAUGGGAGUGGAAGCCACUCUUCUUCAGGUAAGAGAAGCCAUGUCAAGCACACCUACCAUGAUUAUGAUGAGCCCCCUGAGGAAGACUUGUGGCCACAAGAUGAAUACAACCACCAACGCCAUUCCUCUUCCACCCCAUCCCGAGAACACCGGCAUCAUGUUAGCGGCUCAGGACGUCACUCAUCAUCCAGACAUUCCUCUGAAGAGUCUCGAUCCUCACGUUCUUCAAGAUCACAUCCUAAGGAUCCAUCAGGUCGCUCUGAAGGGCGCAGCACUUCAUCCUCUUCGCAUAAAAGAUCCUCAGAACCCAGAUCUUCACAGUCAGGGUACCGGGACUCUGGAGAAUAUUCCCAUGACCCUGCAUCUGGACACCAUCACAGUGGUCAGCGUGGACAAAGACAGGCUAAUGCUUCCAGACGGCAAGAAUCUCCUUCCUCCAAACAACAGCAGCAGCAACAGCAGCUACAACAAGGUUCUGUAGGUCAACAGCAGCCACCACAGCAAGGACAGCAAAGGUCCGCAACACAGUCGACAGCUGGCAGGCAGCCUGUAACACAACAGCCUGAAACUGGGCCACUGGGGCAACAGACCAGCCAACAACCUCGUUCCCAGCAGCAGCAGUCACAACCUCAGCCUGGACAACAGCCAGCAACAACCACAGCAAGCAUGGCUCAGCCUGCAACAGUGGCUACUGUUAUUGGAGCUGGGGCCGCUCAGCAACAAGCUAAGCCAGGCCAGGCUCCAGCAUCAGGACAACCACUGGCUGCAGGAGCAACCCUAGCUCAGCCGACUACUGCUGGGGGAGGACACAUGAAACCUGACACUGCUCCUAGUGCACCAACUCCUGCAGUUGCUAUUGGAUCUAAAGCUGCACCCCAGCCUGCUAAAGCCCCUACGACCCCAGCCACAGGCAUUGGGUCAAAAGCAGCUCCCCGUCCAGGUGGCAUAGGCAGUGCAGCUCAGCCAACACAGCAACCCACGGACAAUGAAAAUGUUUUCAGCAAAAUCUUGCCGGGUGGCGCUGCUGAACAAGCAGGAAAACUAGGAGACGCUGUGUCUGCUAUCGGCAAGAAGUUUACAUCGUUUUGGUGAGCUGCUAACUAGAGGGGUUCAUCGUGGCUGAGCAGAGGCUUGUUACUGGAAAAAAAAUUGGAAACUGUUUCUGUCAUCUUACCCAUUAAUCCGUGGAUGGAGGACACCUGAGAACCAGUUGAUGAUCUGGCCUGGAAAAAAGGGGUCGAAGUUCCUGAAGCUCGGCCUGAACCACCAUCAUCUCAGAUGAGACGCUCCACUCCGCUCCAGGAUCAGGGAGAUGUCUCCAGAACUUUUAUCUAAUCGUGAUCACUCUGUAAACCUGCUCAGGUGUCCUCUCUCUCUCUCUCUCUCUCUCUCUCUCUCUCUCUCACACACACACACACACACUAGUGAUGACAGAAGCAGUUCUUGAAGCUUUUUCCAGUUCUUGAACCUGAGACUUUCUGAGACUGACUGUUCUCCCACUGAGCGGACGGACACUUCCACUAAGGCGAUGAUUGACCUUCUCUCUGAAUGUUUUUUUUUUCUUUUUCUCCUUUCCGUUCUUUCUUUCCGUGACCUGUUUAUGUGCACUCGAAUGCAAUCGUGUAAAGUGUCGUACAUGCGACUGCACGCAUGAGAGUAAAUGUCUUCUAUAUAAACCCAUAAACACUCAUUUUAUCAUGAUCUCUGAGGAAGAGGAGGCAGUGUGAUGAGUUCAGAGUUCGGCUCUGACAUUGCAGCGUUCCUCUCACUCUUUUAGCCAUGAUCACGCCAUCGCUAGUCGAUCGCACACAGAACUGCUGAUCUCUUCUUCAUUUAUAAACCCCUAUAUCAUAUUAUUAAUAUUAUUAUUAUAUAUUUAUUUAUUUAAUUUAUUUAUUUAUUCAUGUCUUUUUCAGUUUAUAUUUUGUUGGCCUGAUUUACUUUUGUGAUUAAGAGCCUUAUCAUUUUUUUUUCCACAUACCUCAUGGUUUUUUUUUUAAAGAAUCAUCCUUUUAUUUUUUGCACAGCUGUAUUCUACUGUACAGAGACACGUCUUCACAGAGCGAUAUUGUAAAUCAGUGGAGGAUUUAUGGAUUUAUAUUUAUAUGUGUUUGUAAUUUGUUCCUUUAUACUACAUUGUUUUUUUUUUUUGGUGUUUCCUUAAUUAUUAAUGAUUGAUUUAUGAUUGUUUUAUUAUGUGGAGGUUGAUUUCCUCAGAGCAAUAGCAUGCACAUUGUUAUAGAGCACAAUGAUUUUCUCCUCCAGAAUCAGUCGAUGAUUAAAGUCACCAAGCGUUUUGGGGGAUCGUCUGCAAAACGCUGAACAUUCUCCCAUCUCACUCACUCACACAAACACACACUCACACACACACACACACACACACACAAACACACACACACACAGAAACAUAUAAUUAAACCCGAAAUUGCCGUCUUGAGUUUCCAUUUCAGAUUCUCUAUGCAAUGAUCCAUUCCGAUCAUCAUUGCCGCAUCUCCACGCCGACGUCACGUCACCCGCAAAUACGGUUAUGAACUCGUUUGUAUUUAUCUUCUUGUAUGUAUUGAGAUUAUUAUUGCAAUUUUUGAAUGUUCUCUAUAUAUUUUUUUUAAAACGUUUAGUCGCAUGUGAUAAUGAUCACCCCUGGUUUUUUUGGGGGGACUCUGUUGCCAAAGGGUUAGUCUGUCUUGGACGUCCACCAUCUUGUUGCUUGAAGCAUGGUUCUGCGUUCUGCCUGCUCAUGUGUAGUAAAGUCCUCACGUCUGUGCGUUUUGCUGUGAUCUGGCAACCCGCUCCACUCAUGCACUCAUUAUGACGUCUCCGAACAUCAAACUGCCUUCACACACACACACACACACACGUUCUAGGUUAAAAACUCCACCUUCUUCCGUUUUCCACUCAGUGUGGAGUUUGGGGGUUAAGUCAUGGACUGGACGGAGAUCCAGCAUCUCGGAGCUGUAGUGCACUACGUCGGGAGUGUGGAGGAGGUGUUACGGAGUGAACCUGUUUAUUCAGACUUCAAUCUGAUUAUCAAUCAACUCCCAAGUACUGGACACCUACUCAGUCACUAAAAGCCUGAGUAGAGAAGCGUACGCAGGCUAAAUACCAAAAAGACUCCCUAGUGCACUGCUUCAGAAGGAGAGAGGAAUUUGGAAUCGAGCCCUUGUGUCAGAUCUUCAAACCUCUAUCUCUGAUGUAGUCUGUAGAUUAGAAGUGUACUCUGUAGGGAAUAAGGCAGGUGUUAGGAUUGAACUUGCAGAUCCUAAACAGUGUGAGUGUUUAUAACCAAACGCUAGAGUGUUUAUAACCAAACGCCUCCCAGCUCCUCAUGCAGUGCACUAGGGCUUCUUCACCUGUCUAGUGUGCACUACCUAGGGGAAAAGAUGAUUUAGGGAUUUAGGAUGUAGACUUCCUGUUUUUACACUGGAUUGUAAAGUGCACUAGGCAGAUAGCAGGGAUGAGUUUGGGACGGAGUUUUGAAAGUCUUUCAUUUCAUUUCAUUUUUUUUAAUAUUCGCUGUCAGAAUGACGGGAAUGUAUUACAUCAUCGUUACCAUGGAGAUGCUCAAUAAGCAGUGCAUGAGCCGGAGCGCUUUGUCUCAGAAAACUGAACACGGAGAGAGAUAAACAUGCAUGACGCACACACACACACACACGCACGCACACACAGACACACACACACACACACACACACACAGACACACACACUGUAAAUACACACGAUUUUGUACAGCGUUUAAAUAUCAUGAGUGUAAAGGACGGCCGUCUUGUGCAUCCUCACGCCGGCCUCGCUGCCAACCUUUUGUGCUUUUUGUGUAUAAAAAGGAUGAUGAUGAUGAUGAUGAUUGUUAUUAUGAUUAUUAUUGUUAUUAUUAUUAUGACAAAAUUAAGCAUCAUAUCUGUGGCUGGCUCUCAAUGACUGUUGAUAUUGAAACAGUGAAAAAAAAAAAAUCUGCUCUGUGUCGAUUCUCCAUAUCGUGUAAAAAAAAAAUGAAAGAAAAAAAAGAUGAAUAUCAAAAAGUGGCAAAAAGUUGUCUUGACUUCCAUUGUUACUAACAUUACUGGAAGAUAUUACAGUGGGCAUGUGACUAUUUCCACACAACACCACUCCAAUUGGAUCGGGGAAAAAAAGUAAUAAAACGCAUCAAAUGAAAAGAAAAAAAGACAAAGAAAAAAAAGAAGAAGAAGAAGAACAUGCAACAAGUUUCACUCAGCGUCGUCGGUGCGACUGACCGAGUGUGAGUCCAGUAUCCAUUGUGAAACUUUGUGUUCUUUUCAGUGUAUUCCUGUUCAGAGAUAGAGUACACACUGGUGCAUCAUGUCAUGUAAUGUGAUUAUGAAAAAUAAUGGACCUGCAAUUCGUUUCCAAACCGGAACAGAAUAAAGAGAAACAUGAGAAAACGAGUGGACUUCUGUGUCUUUU